Messenger RNA from Eriocheir sinensis (Chinese mitten crab), 4564 nucleotides. RefSeq lists its product as uncharacterized. Bases 601 to 3561 code for a protein of 986 amino acids. The transcript has 12 exons. The record is from RefSeq and is a predicted model, not a curated record. NCBI's taxonomy places the organism in Eukaryota, Metazoa, Arthropoda, Malacostraca, Decapoda, Varunidae.
GCCGCAAAGGUUAUACAACUCUUCGCUCGCUUCCUCCUCCUCGUCAUUCCCACGAAACAUAAACAGUAGAAGGAAGCAAUGCGGUCCUCCAGCAAGCUACGGUGAAGUUAAGAGGUAAAUGAAUGUUAUAAAGGACGAAGUAAAAGAGGGAAGGGGAGAAAAAACGGAGAAAUAUGAGAAAAGAGAAGGAAAUGUAAAGGAAAGAGAGAGAAGUUGUGAUAUUAGUGGAUAAAUGAAUGUUAAGGACGAAGAAAAAGAGUGAAAUGAGAGAAAAAGCGGAGAAACAUUGUAAAAGAGAACCAAAUGCGAUGAAAAGAGAGGAAAAGAACAAAGAAGAGGAGAAAUUGGCUAGUAUAUGAAUGUUAAGGAGUACGAAGAAAAAAAAAAGGGAAAAGGAGAAAAAGGCGACUAAAUAUGAGGAAAGAAAAGGAAAUGUGAAGAAAAGAGGAGAGAAAAAGGAGAGAGUGGGAAGAUUACUGGUUCGGUGCAGUGAGUUACGCGUUUGUUGCACUAAAAGAAGAAAAAAGUUAAAAAUACAAUAACAUAACCCACAAUUUUCUGAAGUUAAUCAUCCAGGAAUUUACGACUGCAAUAACGCCUAUGAGCAGCAUGGACGUGGGGGACUCGCUGCGGUACAGGGAGGCGGUGGCCCGCUUGAAACACCUCCUGUAUGAUGAGCCUGAGGAGCCCGCGUCGCCCCCCCACGCCCCCUACCCCCACUAUUCAGCAGGUGAGGGUGGCGGCGGGGCGUGGCGUUGGUUGCUGGAGUUACUGCGCCACCAGGAGAACCUCAUCGCUCAGCUGGAAAAAGAAAACGAGUUCCUGAAGGGGGAGGUGGUGUCGGUGGGCGAGGGCUUGAGGACACUCGCGCAGGACAACCAGGACCUCCACCGCCGACUAUCCACUACACUCACGCAAGCACUGGAGGAAGGGGGAUCAGAAUCGACCUGCUCCAGCCCGGCUCCGUCACCCAACGCCGCGACAGCCACUCUCAUAAGGCAGAAGGAGAUCUUACAGGCGGAGGUUGCCCGCUUGGAGGACGCGUUGGCAGCGGUGUCGCGGCGGGAGCAGGAAGCCCUUGCCCGCCUUAGCCACGCCCUUGCCCUGGCGGAACACACACACGCCCAGGCUGCACAGGUCCGCGCGAGCAGUGAGUCAGCGGUGGAGAAACUGAGCGGUGAACUGACGGCGGCGCAGCAGGAGGCGGGGCGGCUUCGAGGUCAGCUGGACGAGGAGGAGGCGAGGAGGGUGAGGGAGGCGGCGGGGAGGGAGAGGGAGGCGAGAGACGCGGAGGACAGGAUUGCGAGCCUACAGGCCGAGCGGGAGGAGCUGGAAAAGAGGCUGGCGCGGGUGCGGGAGGAGGCGCGGGAGGGCGGGAGAAAAGUGGUGUUCCUUGAGAGUGACCUGAGAACGGCCGAGGAUGCGAGGAGACGCCUUGAGGACCAGCUUGAGGAACAGAGGAGCCAGACCUUGGACGCCACAGCCAGACUAGACCAGAUCCUCGUGACACGGAGUGACGAGGCGGCAGCGGGGGCGGCAAGGGCAAAGGACCUCGAGGAAAGACUUGACGCUGCGAGGGAGGACACGGCGAGGCUCCUGCAGGCUGUGACGGCGCUAGCGAAGGGUGGAGGGCGGCCCGGAGAGUUGCAUUCGACUGACGAUGUAAAGAGUGAAAGAUUAGCGGCCGGACAGCAGCUUCAGGAGGCCCUUGAGGCACUCCACUCCCGACACGAGGCCGAGGUGGCGGGGGUGGAGAACGCAGCGAGGGACCAGAGCCAGGCCACCGAGGCGCUGAGACAAGAGUUGGCGGCUUUGCGAGAACAGUUAGCGCGAGACAGCGAGACGCACAGAAUCAAGCUGGAGGAGAUGGGCCGUGGGUUGGCUGCCUUGUCCAGUGUGACUUCGCUAAACGCCCCCACCACCACCACCACCACCACUACCACAGCAACCACUACCCCUUCCAUUACCGCUACGUCCUCCACCACCACCCACGACCCUGCUACCAAUCCAGAUGUUUCCUCCACCACUACUGCAGCCACCACCACCACUACUACCACAGCAACCACUACCCCUUCCACUACUGCUACGUCCUCCACCCCUACCCACGACCCUGCUACCAAUCCAGAUGUUUCCUCCACCACCACUGCAGCCACUACAACCACCACUACCACUACGCCCUCAACCACUGCCACCAGUCCACCUGAUUCCACCACCACUACCACCUCCACUACACCACCUGCUCUAUCUACCAUCACCCCCACCACCACUACUACUCCACCAACCUUCACUGUCGUGCCCACCACCGCCACAACUACAACGCCAUCCACCACCACCACCACCACCUCCACCACCUCCCCCGCCACAGCUGACAAUGAGGAACAAGGAGUGAAAACAGAGGAUGAUAAUGAUAAUGGCGAUAAUGAUGAUGAUGAUGAUGAAGAUGAGAGAAAAGAAAAUGACGACAAAGAUGAAGAAAAUGAGAUGAAGGAUAAUAGCGAGAAUAAUAGUGGGGAUAAAGAAGAGGAAAACGAAAGAAGUGAAGGGAAAGAGGAGAAGGAGGAAGAGAAGGAAGAGGAAAACGAUACCCAUGAGAAUAGUGGAAAUGAUAUUGAGGAUAAAGAAGAGGAAAACGAUGGAAGUGAAGGGAAAGAGGAAAAGGAGGAGGAGAAAGAGGAAAAUGAUAUCCCUGAGAAAGAUGGCGAAGUGAAAGAUGCAAAAAGUGACAUAGAUGAAAACCAAGUAAAAAAUGAGGAAAAUAACAGCGGGAAUGAUAUUGGAGAUGAAGAAGAAAAAAACGAAAGAAGUGGAGAGAAAGAAGAAAAGGAGAAGAAAGAGGAAAACGAUAUCCACGUAAAAGAUAGCGAUAUGAAAGAUGCAAAAAGUGACAUAGAUAAAAACGAAGUAGAAACUGAGAAGGAAAACGAGGAAAACACGGAAAGCAACAGUGAACAUGAAAAAGACAAUGAUGAGAACGAAGAAUCGAGUAAUCAAGACAUUAAUACAGAGAACAGUGAUAAAGAUGGGAACACAAAUGAAGAACACGAGAACGGCAUGGAAGAGGAAAGAGGAAGUAAUGAAGAAGAGAAGAAGGAAGAAAAGGCUGCAAAGGGGGAAGACAUAUCACAGGAAGAUCAAAAGGAAGGGGAGAGUUUGACAAAAGAGACAGAUGAAAAUGACGAAAUUAAGCAAGACGAAACGAAGGACAAAGAAAACUCCAUAGGGAAGCAGGAAGGGGAGACGGAAGAUGAACAUUUGGAAGAGAAAGACCAGGAAAGUAAAGAGGAAGGCCAGGAAUGUGAAAGAUGCAGUUCAUACGCUCAGAUCCUGGAAAUCGUGGGGGAGGGUCUGGUGGAGGUACAGCAGGAUGUAGACAAACAGAGCACCCGGCUUGACAGACUGGCUGGGCGGAGCAAGGGGGUUGUGGGCGCCUGUGAGGACUGUCUGAAGUACCGUGUCCUACUGAAGGCGGCCUCGCUAAGACUGGACACGGUGGACCAGUACAGCCACAUGUUGCAUAGCCGGAUCGAGGCGCUGUCCAGAAGGUGGGGACUGUGCCUGUGAGGGAAGUGUUGUGUUCACGGACUUGUUAAUUUGACUCCUGAUGAUUUGUAGUGGCUUUGUUUUGAUUGGUUUGUUGGCUGGUUAGUUGGUGGGGGUGAGGGAUUCACACACACACACACACACACACACACACACACACACACACACACACACACACACACACACACACACACACACACACACACACACACACACACACACACACACACACACACACACACACACACACACACACAUACACACACACGCACACACAACACACACAUUUUCCCAUUCUCAAAGAAGAAAGCAAGUAUUAAAUCUUGCAAACAGAAUCGUAAAACAAUGAGAAUUUAAUCAAUAUAGGUAUCAUUUUUAUUAUUAUUAUUAUUAUUAUUAUUAUUAUUAUUAUUAUUAUUAUUAUUAUUAUUAUUAUUAUUAUUAUUAUUAUUAUUAUUAUUAUUAUUAUUAUUAUUAUUAUUAUUAUUAUUAUUAUUAUUAUUAUUAUUAUUAUUUAUUAGCUAUUAUUAUCAUUAUCCUUCUUCUUAUUAUUAUCAUAUUGUGCAUGUUACAUGUUAUUGAAUAUUUUGUGUCUGUUAAUAAUAAGCUAAAUUUAGUUUUGCAAUGGUUUAGUCACCUAGCUCUAUAUAGAUGAUAAACCCUCUGAGUGAAGUCUACUAGUGCUACAACAACAACAACAACAACAACAACAACAACAACAACAACAACAACAACAACAACAACAACAACAACUACUACUACUACUACUACUACUACUACUACUACUACUACUACUACUACUACUACUGCUACUUCUACCACUAACUAUAACUACUACUUCUACUAAUACUAUUUCCACUAUUUCCCAAUCUUACCCUGCAGAGUGCUGAGUUACUAGCGAGGGUGCGAGUGUCUCAGCAGGAGCAACACAACUUACUGCAGGAGGCGGCGAUGCUGCGGCGCGUGGUGUCAUUAGCAACAAAACCACCACCACCACUUCCACCACCACCACCACCACCACUAU